This is a messenger RNA of Coniophora puteana RWD-64-598 SS2, 1162 nucleotides long. RefSeq lists its product as uncharacterized. Lineage: Eukaryota; Fungi; Basidiomycota; Agaricomycetes; Boletales; Coniophoraceae. The transcript is spliced from 2 exons. The record is from RefSeq and is a predicted model, not a curated record. Bases 1 to 948 code for a protein of 315 amino acids.
AUGCCUUCCAUUCCUGACCUAUGUCCGUGCCCUUCUUGCUCUCGCAGCGCAGCUCGUUCUCAACCGGCGUCACGUAACCAACAGCCUUUUAAACAGACGUCUUACACCCGUGCAAUCACCCGCAUCUGCAUUGCCUCUGCCGUCUUUGGGGCUCUAUCACCCGUCCUGUUGCCCCUUGGACGAUUUGCCCUUCGUACAACCUGGCAGCAAUCUGCCUUGACGCUCAAGGCUCUGCCUGGGACGGUAUCGCAAGUCCUCUCUCUCGCAAGCCACGCCCUGUAUGCUGCAUUCGGCGUCGGCGUUGGCUUCGCGAGCCUCGUAGGCUUUGAAGCUUCUGUAACGGUCGUCACACUUGGGAUUGAUCAGAUGAAAGCCCUCUUGUCUGCCCCCCCAGACCCACUGCAGAAGCCGAGUACAGGGACAAUCAGAAGAGACGCAGCAUCUCAUGCUGCCCCUCGCUACGUUCCUCCACCUCCACCCGCUGCCACCUACCGAGCUAGCGAUAUCGACUACGACGAUGACCUCUUCUCUCAGCCUGAUUAUAUCGCAGAUUCUGCAAGCCUCCCCCGAUCCAGCGACAUUGACUAUGACGACAUCCCGCCCCUACCCAGCUUACCCUAUCAGCCCAACCGCGGCAGCGUCUACGAUAACUCUCUUUCUUACUCAACUAGAAACAGCAUGAGCGACCUCCCCCUCACCGACGCAUACCAGGAUGCACUCGCAGAAACCAUGGCCCAUGAAUUACUGUCGUCCACGGCUUACAGCGCUCCCAGAUUCAGAAUGUGCUCGCACGGAUUUGCUGAUCCGAAUAACCCAAGUGCCGAAGGAACGAGCACCUCGGACCCGCAUGGAGCACAGGGCAGUGGGAGGCCAGCAAACACUACAAGAAAUAAGAACGCGCCGAGAAAGAAAAGCCGUCGUAGCGCUCGACCUACUGAGCGCGAAUGAUGAGCUGGCCUUGCUCGCUCCUCAUUUUGAUGGUUUGUUUCUACAAAUGCUUUUCGACCGAAGGUUUUUUAAGACCAACAAUGCUAGUGCAUUAUAUUCAGGACCUCUCACACCCUGAAAUCAAGUUGUUUGAAGGCGUCAUGUACCAGUAUCCUUAGAGUAAGGGUUUGUACUUGGCCUGUAUGUUACUUGAAGCUUCUUGAAGCGUAAUUAC